AUGGAAAGAGUGACCGUACGAAUGGCACGGUCCGAUCGCCGAACCCCAUGGGGGUUCGGUGUCACCGAAGCUCCAGAUGGUGCCGUUUUGAUUGUCAAUGUUAUCGGAGGCAGUUUGGCGGAUCGUGCUGGUCUUCGAAAUGGAGAUGUCGUUGAUAAAUUGGAAGAUUUGGACAAUUUGGAUAUCAACGCAGUUGAUCGACUCUUGGUGACGGCUCAUGAGAAAAUUGAGCUUAUUGUGACAAGGCAAUCUUCCGGUGCGCCAACAAGAAUUUGGCGUCCAGAAGUCACUGAAAAUACUGGUCCAACUCAAGAUCACACGCCGUUUCGUGUCAAUUUGCAGCAUUCGAGUGAUUCCCGCCCACCACAAGGUUUCAACAGCUCGGCGUUGCCAUUCGAGACGGACCAACGUGUCAAACAUAUGCAGUACAAUUCACCAUUGGGAAUCUACUCCGAUAAAUCGGCCGCUGAGCAAUACGUUCAACAGACACAGGGAUUCGUCGAGAAUCAAGGGUGA
This is a messenger RNA of Caenorhabditis briggsae, 516 nucleotides long. Gene Ontology annotation, cellular component: Z disc; filamentous actin; adherens junction. Lineage: Eukaryota; Metazoa; Nematoda; Chromadorea; Rhabditida; Rhabditidae. The record is from RefSeq and is a predicted model, not a curated record. The transcript is spliced from 4 exons. Gene Ontology annotation, biological process: actin cytoskeleton organization; muscle structure development. Gene Ontology annotation, molecular function: actin binding; muscle alpha-actinin binding. The coding region runs from base 1 to 516 and encodes 171 amino acids.